Molecule: messenger RNA, 1896 nt
Organism: Hydractinia symbiolongicarpus
Lineage: Eukaryota; Metazoa; Cnidaria; Hydrozoa; Anthoathecata; Hydractiniidae
Product: RNA-binding protein Nova-1-like
Exons: 3
Coding region: 54-1286 (410 amino acids)
Biological process (GO): regulation of gene expression
Cellular component (GO): cytoplasm; nucleus
Molecular function (GO): mRNA binding
Source: RefSeq, a predicted model, not a curated record
UUGUAGCGUUCGUGACAUGAACUAGUAUAGAAACAACUUUGAGUACUUUGCUAAUGAAAUUUGAAAUGGAUGAGUACGCAGCAGAAGAAAACUAUUCUAGAAAGAGACCCUACAUGGCUGACCAUGAUGAUAACGAAUCCAAAGGUAGACAAUCAAAACGAAAGAAUUCCCAUAAUAAUGGUGAAUCAGUUCCGCUGUUAAAAAUGCUCGUUCCUAAUUAUGCUGCUGGUGCCAUCAUCGGUAAAGGUGGAGCGAAUAUCGCCGAUAUUCAGAGCCGUUUCGGUGCGACAAUCCGACUUUCACCGAGUGGGGAGUUCUAUCCUGGUACAGAAGAGAGAAUUGUGAUUAUUACUGGCGAAGUUAAUCAGAUCGUGGACAUGAAUAAUUACAUCGUCGACAAAGUGCACGUAGACGCACACGAGGGUGGUGGUGGCAGCCACCGACAUCAGCGAGAUGAAGAACGCGGUCAGAAAGUCAAAAUAGUUGUACCUAACAUGACAGCCGGUUUGGUCAUUGGCCGAGGUGGCGCUACGAUCAAAAGCAUGCAAGAAGAAACCAAAGCGAAAAUCAUGAUCACGGGACGAGACGAAGCGAAAGUUCACGGUGAACGUAUCAUUACCAUAUCGGGAAACACAGAGCAGCGAAUGGAAGCAGCAAGACUUGUCAUAAUAAAAAUUGCAACCGAUUCAGAAAAUAUGUCUAACAAGAACCUGACCUAUUCUGGCAGUGCAAACGGUCUUGGCAAUUACGGCAAUAUGGACAGUGGCAUUCAAGGAAAUUUGUCUGCCCUGGGUUCCAUGCUUGGCAGUAUUCAACAACAUGGUCACAACAACAACCAAAAUCUAUUAGCAGCACUCUCACAAAACCCACUUGCAGCCUUGCAACAAUCAGGACUUGGAUCGCAGUUGGGUCUUGGAGGAAACUCCUCCCUCGGUGCACUUGGCAAUCUGGGAUCUUCCCAGCAAAUAGCUAGUCUGGCUGGUCUCACGCAAAACGCUGGCAGUGUAAUUAGCAGCAUUAAAACCACGGUUACUAUACAGAUGGAGAUUCCUGAUAUAUUGGUUGGCGCAAUUUUAGGAAAGCAGGGGAAAACAGUCCAUGAGUUUAUCCAGUUCAGCGGUGCAAAGAUACAGUUUUCCUCUAAAAAUGACUUUGCUCCCGGUACCACCGACAGGAUUCUGACAAUCCAAGGAGACUUGAAUCAAACUCAAAUUGCAUACUUCCUUAUUAAUCAGAAAAUUAUGCAAGCCGAAAAUGAAUUGGCUAGUGGCUUACAAAGGCGUUAAUUUUUCUUUGUUUUUCCCCGGCAAUUUUAUGGCAAUGUGUACCGUUUGAUUGCCACAAAGUUGCAUAUUUCUUUAGCAAACGCAUUUUAGCAAAGUAUUUUUUACAAGUUUUAUUUGCUGAAACGUGGUUCAUAUUUUUUUUUAUAAUGACAGUUCCAUUUUUUAUAUUUUUUUCGUCAAAAAAGACAGUUUAUAACUUUCAGUCCAUGCUAACAUUUUCAUCGUCACAUGUUGCCGUCACAUGCUUUGGUGACGUUAUAUUGGUGUCAAAGACUUGACCAUCGACGCUGUCCAAAUAACACGACUGACAAAUCAUCGUCAUUUUAUGCCGUCCAGUUUUCACGUCAUUACUCCGAUAAUCAUCAUCAUUAUCAUGCCAGGACGUUUUGGUCACCAAAGCACCACCACAACAACAUCAACCUGCUGUUAAUAAAAGUACAUUUGUAGACUUUCAAACAUUUCCACAACUUUUGUUUUUCCAUGGAUUGUUGUCAUGUUUUAUCAGAAAAGUUGUUUUACAUCCUAACAUGUUUUUGUUGUUCAUUUGUUGCAUAUAUAUUUCUUGUGUAAAAAUUAAAAAAAUUAAUUUUUUUAAUGUUUUUCUUUGUCA